Piliocolobus tephrosceles (Ugandan red Colobus) is the source of this 1618-nucleotide messenger RNA. RefSeq names its product DNA polymerase delta 2, accessory subunit (gene POLD2). Gene Ontology annotation, molecular function: DNA binding. Gene Ontology annotation, cellular component: delta DNA polymerase complex. The transcript has 11 exons. The record is from RefSeq and is a predicted model, not a curated record. Lineage: Eukaryota; Metazoa; Chordata; Mammalia; Primates; Cercopithecidae. Bases 6 to 1520 code for a protein of 504 amino acids. Gene Ontology annotation, biological process: DNA strand elongation involved in DNA replication; DNA replication.
CGGUGAUGGGCGGGGCAGGCGCGCGGAGAUUGGCGGGAUGCGGCGCGCAGCGCGUGACCCUCCUUGGCCUGGGCGAAGCUGUGUGGACCAAGCAAGCCAGGAGUGUGGCCAUGUUUUCUGAGCAGGCUGCCCAGAGGACCCACACUCUGCUGUCCCCACCAUCAGCCAACAAUGCCACCUUUGCCCGGGUCCCAGUGGCGACCUACACCAACUCCUCACAACCCUUCCGGCUAGGAGAGCGCAGCUUUAGCCGGCAGUAUGCCCACAUUUAUGCCACCCGCCUCAUCCAAAUGAGACCCUUCCUGGAGAACCGGGCCCAGCAGCACUGGGGCAGUGGAGUGGGGGUGAAGAAGCUAUGUGAGCUGCAGCCUGGGGAGAAGUGCUGUGUGGUGGGCACUUUGUUCAAGGCCAUGCCGCUGCAGCCCUCCAUCCUGCGGGAGAUCAGCGAAGAGCACAACCUGCUCCCCCAGCCUCCUCGGAGCAAAUACAUACACCCAGAUGAUGAACUGGUCUUGGAAGAUGAACUGCAGCGUAUCAAACUAAAAGGCACGAUUGAUGUGUCAAAGCUGGUUACAGGGACUGUCCUGGCUGUGUUUGGCUCCGUGAGAGACGAUGGGAAGUUUCUGGUGGAGGACCAUUGCUUUGCUGACCUUGCUCCCCAGAAGCCCACACCCCCACUUGACACAGAUAGGUUCGUGCUGCUCGUGUCCGGCCUGGGCCUGGGUGGAGGUGGAGGUGAGAGCCUGCUGGGCACCCAGCUGCUGGUGGAUGUGGUGACAGGGCAGCUUGGGGAUGAAGGGGAGCAGUGCAGCGCCGCCCAUGUCUCCCGGGUUAUCCUCGCCGGUAACCUCCUCAGCCACAGCACCCAGAGCAGAGAUUCUAUCAAUAAGGCCAAAUACCUCACCAAAAAAACCCAGGCAGCCAGUGUGGAGGCUGUGAAGAUGCUGGAUGAGAUCCUCCUGCAGCUGAGUGCCUCAGUGCCCGUGGACGUGAUGCCAGGCGAGUUUGAUCCCACCAACUACACGCUCCCCCAGCAGCCCCUCCACCCCUGCAUGUUCCCGCUGGCCACUGCCUACUCCACGCUCCAGCUGGUCACCAACCCCUACCAGGCCACCAUUGAUGGAGUCAGAUUCUUGGGGACAUCAGGACAGAACGUGAGUGACAUUUUCCGAUAUAGCAGCAUGGAGGAUCACUUGGAGAUUCUGGAGUGGACCCUGCGGGUCCGUCACAUCAGCCCCACAGCACCUGACACUCUAGGUUGUUACCCCUUCUACAAAACCGACCCAUUCAUCUUCCCAGAGUGCCCACAUGUCUACUUCUGUGGCAACACCCCCAGCUUUGGCUCCAAAAUCAUCCAAGGUCCUGAGGACCAGAGAGUGUUGUUGGUGACUGUCCCUGACUUCAGUGCCACGCAGACUGCCUGCCUUGUGAACCUGCGCAGCCUGGCCUGCCAGCCCAUUAGCUUCUCGGGCUUCGGGGCAGAGGACGAUGACCUAGGAGGCCUGGGGCUGGGCCCCUGACUCAAAAAGGUGGUUUUGACCAGAGAGGCCCAGAUGGAGGCUGUUCAUUCCCUGCAGUGUUGGCAUUGUAAAUAAAGCCUGAGCACUUGCUGAUGCGA